Molecule: messenger RNA, 2158 nt
Organism: Chenopodium quinoa (quinoa)
Lineage: Eukaryota; Viridiplantae; Streptophyta; Magnoliopsida; Caryophyllales; Amaranthaceae
Product: zinc finger protein NUTCRACKER-like
Exons: 3
Coding region: 229-1800 (523 amino acids)
Cellular component (GO): nucleus
Molecular function (GO): DNA-binding transcription factor activity
Source: RefSeq, a predicted model, not a curated record
CUUAAUCACAUCUUUAAUUUUCCACUUUACGUCUAUAUCAUAGAGAAAGAAAGAAAGAGAGGAACUCAAUCAAUAUUUCCAUCAUCUUUAGAAAUUCAAAUUUAAAUCACAAAUCAAAUCUUUUUCAUCCUUCUUUUAAUUUUUGCUCCAUUUUCAAGCUUCGUAACUAAGUUUUCUCUUAUUUAAUCCAAGCAUCAUAAUUAAUUUUAGCGAAAACCUUCCUAAAGAAUGGCUGAUCAAGAAGUAAUUACAAAUGGAUUUCUACUAACACCCGUUAUUGGAUCAACUAAUGAUCCUAUUGCUCCUAAGAAGAAGAGAAACUUACCAGGAAAUCCAGAUCCAGAAGCAGAAGUAAUAGCUUUAUCACCAAAAACCCUAAUGGCAACCAACAGAUUCUUAUGUGAAAUAUGUGGGAAAGGGUUUCAAAGGGAUCAAAAUCUACAACUUCAUCGUCGAGGUCAUAACUUACCAUGGAAGCUCAAGCAAAGGACUAGCAAAGAGCCAAGGAAACGCGUCUAUGUUUGCCCCGAAAAGACUUGUGUUCACCAUCAUCCCUCUCGAGCACUUGGUGACCUUACCGGCAUUAAGAAGCAUUUUUGUAGGAAGCAUGGUGAGAAAAAAUGGAAGUGUGAGAAGUGUAAUAAGAAGUAUGCUGUUCAGUCUGAUUGUAAGGCUCAUUCCAAAACUUGUGGAACUAGGGAAUACAAGUGUGAUUGUGGGACUAUUUUCUCAAGGAGGGAUAGCUUCAUUACGCAUAGGGCCUUUUGUGACGCCUUAGCAGAAGAAACAGCAAGAAUGAACGCAGCAAGCACCCAUUUCAACCUUAAUGCCGCGGUAGCAACAAACAAUAACCUCAACUACCAUCAUAUGAUGGGCUCUAAUAUCGGACCUGCAGUCGCCAUGGCACAACAUUUUUCUUCCAUUUUUAGGCCUCUUUCAUCAUCAACUAAAGAUGAAAUCGCGCUUGAUCAACAUCAAAAGCAAAGGGGUGGAGUAUUUCCCUUGUGGUUAGGUAACCAAUUGGCUCAACCUGGUGGAGGGUAUGAUUCAAUUCAAAACUCUACUAAUAAUAUACCCAUACAAGCCCAUAAUUUACAACACCUUAGCUCCACUAUCAACUCCUUAAAUCCCCAUAAUACCCCUCUAGGGGUCUUGGGUUCGAAUUCUCACCAACCUGAAGAUAAUAAUUACCAUCAAUUAAAUUGGGUAUUUGGAAGUAAAAUAUCUAAUAACAAUAAUAAUAAUCCACAAAAUAACAAAAAUAAUGAUGAAGAUUUAGGUGUAUUAACCAAUGAAAUUACUUCAACUACAACUAAUACUACUACAUCAGUUCCUUCAUUAUAUAGCACUCAUCAUCAAACAUCCCCAAACAAUUCUUCCCACAUUAUGUCAGCCACAGCAUUACUACAAAAAGCUGCUCAAAUAGGCUCUACUUCUUCUACCAAUACAAAUGAUGCAUUUUUCCAUGGAAACUUUGGCUUAGUGAAGGAAAAUACUAAUGAAAUAGAUCACGACAACUUCAACCGGAGAGGUUCGGUUUUUGGUAUUUCUAACUCAACCACCACCAAUGCUGGGAGCGAUGUCGAGGGUUCGGUCGAUGAUCUCUCUACCAUGACAACCAUAUACACUCCUAACCCCGCCAAGCGUCAGAAGUUGAUCAAUGAUCAUGUAGACAGUCAUACCCAAAGAGGUGUUGGUGUAGGAAGUGGAGGGCAAACUAGGGAUUUCUUAGGUGUCGGUUCGCAACCGGCGGCCGUAUGCCAGCAGCCGCCUUCCAUCAACGGCUGGUUUAAAGCUUGAGAAGACAAAGGAUGAUGAAGAUAAUGGUUGAAGGGUUAGUUGUAUCCUAAAGGAGUUUCUUUAGGGUGAAGGAAAGAGGUGUUUUGUUAAGUUAAAAGAUUUAACUAGUUUAUGGGUUGCCUAAAAAGUUUGAUGAUAAUUUGCUGGAAAAUUUUAGCUUAAAGGAAGAUCCAUGCAUAUUCUCUUGAACCCUCAAAGCUGCACCUAUUAAGAAAAUGGAUGCUUUUUUUUUAUUUUUAUUUUUUAAUAUAUAAUUUAUUUUUAUUAGGAUAAUAAUGGUUUAGUGGUGGGGAAAAAGCAAAUUAUUCUUCCUUUACAUCACUAUUAUUAUAAGAAAUGUUUCAAUACUCUCAACCUA